Miscanthus lutarioriparius is the source of this 393-nucleotide messenger RNA. The record is from the annotation of a GenBank genome assembly. NCBI's taxonomy places the organism in Eukaryota, Viridiplantae, Streptophyta, Magnoliopsida, Poales, Poaceae.
AUGGCGGAGGGGUCCAAGCCGGACCUGCCGCUGUUCCAGCUCCUCAGCGACCUUCUCCAGCAGGUGGAGUCAAUGAGCAAUCAGGAAGAAGUAGAGUUGCGUGCUAAGAUCGAAGCAUUAGGAUUAGAAGUCACCAAGGUACCAGAGCAGGCGCCUAAGCAGCUCAGUGAGCUAGAAAUAGCUGCAGAGCUGGACAAGCUAUCAUCGAGGCUUGAUAACGUCGACAAGAUGAUAUCAUCUGCCAUGGCCUCAGAUCCAGAGGUGAAGUCUCUCCUGAGCAGCACAUCUGAUAUCUGGAUGCCGGUCAUAACAGCGUCUGCCGAUGAGAGACGGGGGUUUGCAGGGACGAGCAGCGAAGGCAGCCAGGAAGAGCAGGAUAAUUCCAAGCAAUAG